CGCCAUUUCGGCGGGGGCGGGAGCGGUGCCGGCGCCAUUUUGUCGCGGGCGGCUGAGGGAGAAGCGGCGGCGGCGGCGGGAGCGGGCGGAGCUCAACGCCAGCCCCGGCCCCGCGCCGGCCCCACACCGGCCCCGCACUCACCCGCCCGCCCGCCGGAGCUCACCGGAGACCUGGCGACCGUGUGCUUCGAUUCUCUGAAGAUGGCUGCACAGUCAGCACCGAAGGUCGUGCUAAAGAGCACCACCAAGAUGUCUCUGAACGAGCGCUUCACUAACAUGCUGAAGAACAAACAGCCGAUGCCGGUGAAUAUCCGGGCCACCAUGCAGCAGCAGCAGCUGGCCAGCGCUCGAAACAGACGUCUGGCCCAGCAGAUGGAGAACAGACCGUCUGUGCAGGCCGCUCUGAAGCUCAAACAGAGAAAAGGCUCAUCCCGGGGUCCGAGUGCUUCACCUCACAGUCCCCAAAAUCCCACCCUCCCUCGGGAGCCGCUGCUGUGGUGCUUUUCCCCCGAGGAGCAGCGGGGCCAGCUCCCGUGCUGGCAGAUUGGGAAUGCAGGCCUGGACUCCAGGCACAACCCCAGCACUCGGAACACGUCCUGUUGUGUCCCCGCUGUGUCCCCAAUCCCAGAUUGCUGCAUGACUCCUGUCCCCCCCAAAUCUUCUCUUCCAGAAGAGCUUGAAGCAACGCCUCGGCAAGAGCAACAUCCAGGCGCGGCUGGGCCGGCCGGCGGGGACGCUGGCCCGAGGAGCCCUGGGGGGCCGCGGGCUGGCCCUGGGCCAGCGGGGGCUGCCCCGGGGGGCCCUGCGGGGCCGCGGCGCCCGCGCCAUGAUCCGAGGAGGGGUGGCGCUCCGAGGUCAAGGCCUGCUGCGCGGCGGGAGAGGGAUUGCCCCCCGGAUGGGCCUGCGGAGGGGCGGCAUCAGGGGCCGCGGCGGCCCGGGAAGAGGCGGCCUGGGCCGGGGCGCCAUGGGCCGGGGAGGGAUCGGCGGCAGAGGGCGCGGCAUGGCCGGGCGCGGCCGGGGCGGCUUCGGCGGGCGCGGCAGAGGCCGGGGCCGCGGCAGAGGCUCGGCGCGCCCCGCGCUCACCAAGGAGCAGCUGGACAACCAGCUGGACGCCUACAUGUCCAAGACCAAGGGACACCUGGACGCCGAGCUGGACGCGUACAUGGCACAGACGGAUCCCGAGGCCACCGACUGAGGGGCCGGGACUGCCGGGGGGAGCUCGUUCCGUCGGGGGCCCCCGAUGGGAAAUUCCGACUUAGUGUGUUCUUCGAUGUUUUGAUACUCUCUGUUGUAUUAAACUUUUUUUGGAUUGUUCUUUUCCGCGGAGCUUUUUGGUGGUUUUUCCCUGAGGAAACGCGGAUGGGAUGGAUCUGCUGUGGAGGAUCUGCUGGUGGCAGCGCCAGGGGUGCGCCCCUGCCUGGGGGACCAGCUCUCUGUGUGCCUCUGGAGCUCUGGUUGGGUUUUGGGAUGAGUUUGUUGGGUUUUGGGAUUGGUCUGUUGAGUUUUCAGAUGGUCUGUUGAGUUUUGGGAUGGUUU
This is a messenger RNA of Passer montanus (Eurasian tree sparrow), 1536 nucleotides long. It is a transcript of the gene CHTOP, whose product is annotated as chromatin target of PRMT1. NCBI's taxonomy places the organism in Eukaryota, Metazoa, Chordata, Aves, Passeriformes, Passeridae. The record is from RefSeq and is a predicted model, not a curated record. The transcript has 6 exons. The coding region runs from base 202 to 1521 and encodes 439 amino acids.